Eurytemora carolleeae is the source of this 1021-nucleotide messenger RNA. Its product is annotated as probable assembly chaperone of rpl4. Bases 97 to 981 code for a protein of 294 amino acids. NCBI's taxonomy places the organism in Eukaryota, Metazoa, Arthropoda, Copepoda, Calanoida, Temoridae. The record is from RefSeq and is a predicted model, not a curated record. The transcript has 9 exons. Gene Ontology annotation, molecular function: protein binding.
UAUCUUUUAUAUAAUAAUUUUUAAAUUAAUUUAUGAUUUCGAUCAGACAGUGAUAACAUUAAAGCUUUAGAGCUUACUUCCUCUCUUCUUCUUGAAAUGGGCCAGAUGGAGCAGGCGCAGCAUUGUCUAGGUCGAGCUAUAUUCUUAAAACCUCAAGAAGGACACACUAAAUAUCUUUCCCUUGCACAACUCAUGACAGGUGUUGAAUCCCGGGAUCUAUAUCUGAAAGCUAUUGAAAUAAUCUCCUCUCUCCUCUCCAGCCUGAACCCGGAGCACGAGACACGGACGGAGUUAAGAAGAGAUAUAUCGAAUGCUUACGUCAGCCUGUCUGAGAUUUAUAUGACGGAUCUGUGUGAUGAACCUGAAGCAGAAAUUGAGUCCAAGCGAUUUAUUGAUCUAUCGGUUGAGGCGGAUGAAACUAAUCCUGAGUCUUUUCAAGCUCGAGCAAACUAUUUAUUAAUCACAGGAAAUAGUGAAGAUGCUAAAAUAUCUAUUGGCAAAUCUAUUCAACUAUGGCUUCCAGCACAUCUUAAAUUUCUAGAAAGUGGUGAAGGAGAAGACACAAAUCUAUCUUAUACUUUCCGACUUUCUACCGCUAAAAUACUUCUUGACCUUGAAGACUAUGAUAAUGCAACCAAGGUUCUGGAUGGAUUAAUAGAAGAAGAUGAGGAGGUUGUUUCUACCUGGUAUCUACUAGGAUGGUUAAAUUAUUUAAGAAGUCAGUCUGAGUCUGAUUAUCAGGGAAAUGCGCGAUAUUAUCUCCGUCGUGCUCGUGAUGUAAACACAAUGGCACCUACUGAUGACCAGGCCAUGAUAGAGCAUAUUACAGAGCUUCUCACAGAACUCGGAGAGGGAGAGGAAGAACAUGACGAUGACGGAGUUAACAUUGGCGAGGCGGAGCCGGAUACCGUGGCGGAGAUCCUUGACCAGGAGGCAGAUGGUUAUCAUCCGCCGAACCAAGAGGAACGAAUGGAAGACUAGUCGCAACUUUGGCAAGAUUAUUUUUAUAUUUUUUUCAGAA